AUGAUCCGCAAGCGGAACGGAUCCAAAGAUUCUCGCCAACAUUCAAGUCCCAGGCGAGAAUCGGCAGACCUCAGCACCUCUCCCCACGACGACGACGACGACGACAACGACUACGACGACGACGACAACGACUACGACGACGACGUACAGCUUCGCUGCUGGCCAACACAAAACAUGGCACACCGUCUCAUCACCCAAGUCGUCCUUAUUGGCGGCCGCGUGCUCGGCCGCGCCUUCACAGAAGCGUACAAGCAGGCGCAGGCAUCAUCGAACUACCAGCGCGCGCAGGCCAAGCUCAACCCGAAUGCCGUCUCCGCCCGCGCCAGCCUGUCGAGCGGCAUGACGCUCGGCGAGGCGUGCCAGAUCCUCAACGUCAAGCCCCCGCAGAACGGCCAGACCAACAUGGAGGAGGUCAUGUCGCGGUUCAAGGCGCUCUUUGACGCCAACGACCCGCAGAAGGGCGGCAGCUUCUACCUCCAGAGCAAGGUCCUCCGCGCUAGGGAGAGGAUAGAGGCAGAGGUGCGGCCGGCGAUGGAGAAGGCCGCGCAGGAGGCCGAGGUCAAGGAGGGGUGGAAGCCAAAGGUGUACAAGGACAGGUAG
Microdochium trichocladiopsis is the source of this 600-nucleotide messenger RNA. RefSeq names its product Pam16-domain-containing protein. The coding region runs from base 1 to 600 and encodes 199 amino acids. The transcript is spliced from 3 exons. Gene Ontology annotation, biological process: protein import into mitochondrial matrix. Lineage: Eukaryota; Fungi; Ascomycota; Sordariomycetes; Xylariales; Microdochiaceae. Gene Ontology annotation, cellular component: TIM23 mitochondrial import inner membrane translocase complex. The record is from RefSeq and is a predicted model, not a curated record.